AUGGAACCGAGAAUCCAGUCACUUCUUCUCGACGACAAUUUUACCAUAGACAACCAGCUGCCAUUUCCUCUGGGCGCUUUCACCCAACAACAUCAGGCCCAGCAUCCUCACGGCCAUCACAGCCUUCAGCAUGGCUCAAGGCCCGCCCCCGUAGAGCCCAGCGCUCCCCGCCCAGCGAAUUUCUCACUCCACGACAUUUACAAUCCAAACGCAAAGGACUCGCAUCGCCAUGCCGCCUUCGCAGGCCGGCGGCUGUCCGCCAGGCCCCGCCCGCCACCCUCGCCCCCAUCGACCUCCUUAGUGCACGAGCAGCACGCCCAGCACCAUCACGCCGCCGCCUCCUCGUCGGCGUCAGCUGCACGCCCGCCCAAGUCUGUGCCGCUAGCCGAGGUGCUAAAUGGCAGCGAGCAGACAUCGUCGGGCUUCAGCGGGUCGGUCAACGAGCUGUUGCUCGACAACAGCAGCAGCGCUUCGGGCAGCAAAAAGCGGCGCAAGGUCGACGGCGUAGGCGUUGUCGUCAGCGAUCAGAAUGUCUUCACGCUACCCAAGCCAACACUACCUAUCAAGAAAGGUACGCGCCGCCCGCGCAUCCCGCCACUGCUGCAGGGCUUGCACCAGCCCCCUCCCAACGCAGGCCUGUUCCCGCCGAUUACGGGCGAGAGAGUUACGAGGGAGGGUUGCCCACCGCCCCCGCCACCGCCUUCAGCGACGACGGAAAACACGACAGUGCAGCAGCAGAACCAGAAAUCGGCGUCAACUCCGGCGCCUCAGGUGGAGCCGAGGCCGGUGGAGAAGACGGCACCCCCUGAGCCUAAAGGGUUGAGCCCCGGUCGAGAUUCAGGGAAGGAGCCGGAGAAAAGCUUGGCCUCUGGGCCUGCCGCUGCACUCAGCGCCACAAUCUCGACCAAAUCCCAGAAGCCGGAGACGGGCAAGAGGCGGAAAAAGUGGACGGAGGAGGAAACUACUACUUUAUUGAAGGGAGUCGCAAGGUUCGGCAUCGGGAAUUGGAAGAAGAUCAUGGAUUGCCCUGACUUCUCGUUCGAUGGGAGAACGGCCGUGGACCUGAAAGAUCGGUUCAGGACGUGCUGCCCGGAUGAGUAUCGGAAGAUGAAGACACCCAAGACUGCUGGCGCGGAGCAAACUGCUACAGCUGGUGCGACUGAAGCGUCCACUGCAGACACUGCAUCCAGCAAGCAAGUCUCUAGUCUGGUCACAUCCAACAUCUUACUGCCCGAUCUGCGUGAUCGCCUCCGGAACAGAUGGCCGGAGAAGUAUGCCGAAGCAGGCUAUAAGAUCAAAUUGAAGGAGAAGAAUAACAAGCAGGAGAACCAAGAUGAUGGCGGCACCGACCCCUCCACUACCGAAUCUUCCAAAGACAAGGAGCCCACCAAGAAGGCAUCUCUACAACAAGAUGACAAUGCUGCGCUCACUGCGAGUAUGCCGUCGCACGUAAACCCAAACGCCAUGACCCGGCCAAAGGCGCCUGAUCUGAAAGCGCUUCUCUCGAACUAUCCGUUCCCGGAUCCAUUUACGGGAGACGAUGACUUCACCUCAGAUCUUCCUUUCGAGGGCGAAUGCAGCCCGGUGAUUUUGAGCAGGGACAUCUUCUCGUAUGCCCAGGGUCAACCCAGCGCUUUCGAUUUCUCAGCAGUCGCAUCCAAAUGCGAGCCUGCCCCCUCUCUGGCUUUCUGCUCCUCUUACUGCCGGCCUUUCCUCGAGUGCUGGGCCCAGUAUGCUGCCAGUAUCAUCAUCAGCAUCGGCGUCGAGAAGCAUUGCCACAGCUCCCAGCACAAGCACAGCUGGAGGUAA
Molecule: messenger RNA, 1809 nt
Organism: Lasiodiplodia theobromae
Lineage: Eukaryota; Fungi; Ascomycota; Dothideomycetes; Botryosphaeriales; Botryosphaeriaceae
Product: SANT domain DNA binding protein
Exons: 3
Coding region: 1-1809 (602 amino acids)
Source: RefSeq, a predicted model, not a curated record